Priapulus caudatus is the source of this 4812-nucleotide messenger RNA. RefSeq names its product AP-1 complex subunit gamma-1-like. The transcript is spliced from 22 exons. Lineage: Eukaryota; Metazoa; Priapulida; Priapulimorpha; Priapulimorphida; Priapulidae. Gene Ontology annotation, biological process: Golgi to vacuole transport; intracellular protein transport; receptor-mediated endocytosis. Gene Ontology annotation, molecular function: clathrin-cargo adaptor activity. Bases 430 to 2913 code for a protein of 827 amino acids. Gene Ontology annotation, cellular component: Golgi apparatus; AP-1 adaptor complex; membrane coat. The record is from RefSeq and is a predicted model, not a curated record.
UGGAAGCGGGUUUAUGAAUAUUAUCGUUUUUAGCGUGGCGUAUUGUUGGCACUAAAACACAGCUUUAUCGUUGUUUAUUCUAUUAAUUUAGAUAUAUACUCUUUGGGGAGUGUUAUCUGUUCGAGAUCGUUGGUUGACUUUGUUAUGACUUGUUGUUUUCCGCCCAGGCAGCCGCCAUGUUGUUCCGACCUAAGUCGAUUGCAAUGCUUGAGUUAGAAAUGACUAGGCCCCUAGUAUUAAUAAUACUAAGCUGUAAUAUAGACGAUAGGUGAUAUUGCAAUACAAACACUAAAACCUAAAAGUGGGCGAAAUACACGAGGUCCAGAAGUAAGCUUAAAAUGCUUCACGUUACGUUGAUCUAACACACGUAAUGUCUAAUGACCCUCAAUCCUUGCGUUACCGGUUACGUCAGGUCGGUGGGUGUACAAAAUGCCGACACCUAUUCGGCUACGUGAUCUGAUCCGUCAAAUUCGUGCGGCUCGCACAGCCGCCGAUGAGCGUUCAGUCGUACAGAAGGAAUGUGCGUAUAUACGAACUACCUUCAGGGAGGAGGACAACACCUUUCGAUGUCGAAACGUGGCAAAACUAUUGUAUAUACACAUGCUGGGCUACCCUGCACAUUUUGGGCAGCUGGAGUGUCUGAAGUUGAUCGCGUCACCGCGCUUCACAGACAAGCGCAUCGGCUACCUCGGCGCGAUGCUGCUGCUGGAUGAGCGCACUGACGUACACCUGCUCAUCACCAAUUCCCUGAAGAAUGAUAUGAACCAUCAGACACAGUUUGUCGUCGGGCUGGCGCUGUGCACUCUGGGAAGCAUCUGUUCGCCGGAGAUGAGUCGAGACCUUGCUGGGGAGGUGGAGAAGUUGCUCAAGUCAUCCAACGCAUACAUCAAGAAAAAGGCGGCUCUCUGCGCGUUCCACAUCAUCCGGAAAGUUCCCGAUCUCAUGGAAAUCUUCAUUCCUGCCACAAGGUCCCUGCUGACUGAGAAAAACCACGGUGUGCUAAUGACUGCAGUGGUUCUCAUAACAAUCAUGUGUGAAUUGAGUCCAGACACCCUGGCUCACUUCAAAAAGUUGGUUCCGAACUUGGUGCGAAUCCUGAAGAAUCUGAUCAUGGCGGGAUACUCGCCGGAGCAUGAUGUGUCGGGAGUCAGCGACCCUUUUCUGCAGGUGAAAAUUCUGAGGCUGCUGAGGAUUUUGGGUAAAAAUGAUAGUGAAGCCAGUGAAUCGAUGAAUGACAUCCUUGCGCAGGUUGCUACAAAUACAGAGACUAGUAAAAACGUUGGCAAUGCCAUUUUGUAUGAGACAGUACUCACAAUCAUGGACAUCAAGUCGGAGAGUGGUCUGAGGGUGCUUGCAGUGAACAUCCUUGGGCGGUUCCUGCUGAACACUGACAAGAACAUCCGCUAUGUGGCACUGAACACGCUGCUGCGUACGGUUCACGCGGAUACACAGGCUGUUCAGCGGCAUCGAAGCACGAUCGUCGAGUGUCUGAAAGAUCCAGACGUCUCCAUCAGAAGGCGUGCCAUGGAGUUGUGCUUUGUUCUCAUCAACACGAACAACGUGAGAACAAUGAUGAAGGAACUUUUGGCAUUUCUCGAGAAGACUGAUCCAGAGUUUAAACCGAUCUGUGCUUCGAAGAUGUUUAGCGCAGCGGAGAGAUAUGCUCCAGGGAGAAAGUGGCACAUGGAUACCAUGAUGAAAGUGCUAACAACUGCUGGGAACUACGUACAGAGCGAUGUCGUUUCCAACCUUGUGCAUCUUAUCCCUUCUUCCAACGAGCUGCACGCCUACAUGGUGAAACAGCUGUUCCGUGCCAUCUCUGAAGACAUCUCCCAGCAACCGCUCGUUCAGGUCGCAGCUUGGACGAUAGGAGAGUACGGAGACCUUCUCCUGCAACCAGAUGCUGAAGCAGAUGAUCCUCUAAAGGUAUCAGAAGAUGAAGUAGUCAACGUGUUGGAGCGAGUCCUUGCGAGUAACCUGUCAGAUAUUGUCACCAAGGAGUAUGCCAUUAAUGCGCUGAUGAAGCUCAGCACACGCUUCCCGAAUUCCGAGCCGCGAGUUAAGAGCGUCGUGUCGAUAUAUGGGAGCCACGUGAACAUGGAGCUGCAGCAGCGGGCCGUCGAGUACCAUGCGCUGUUCGGGAGAUACGACACAAUGAGGGCUGGAGUGCUGGAGCGCAUGCCACUCUGCGAUAUUAAGAAGAACAUGAGCUCUGCAAGUUUACACAACGGUGUCUCGAACGGAUCAGAUGAGGACCUGAUGCCCGAUGACAUGCCUGUUAGCAAGGCAAAGCCAGCUCAACAGCAACAGCAGCAGCAGGAGCAGUCUAGUUCAGGGCUGUUGGACAUCCUAGGUGGCCUAUCAGCACCAGCACCCCAGCCCAGCAGACCUCCGGAAAAUAACCUCCUAGAUCUGCUCGACCUAGGCUUACCUACAGACACUAGCACCAUGCCAACGUCAUUAGGCACGCAGCCACCUAUAGCACCUGCGCCAGUAAAUAACGUCCUGGAUAGUCUUUUUACAUCACAGCCCAUCAUUGCUCCAGCUCUUCUAAAGUCAGACAUACCAUUAAUCACCGUAUUCGAGAAGAAUGGCUUGAAAGUUGACUUCAGCUUUGAGCGGAAUGGUGACCAGUUAACCAUAUCUCUAGCUGCUAACAACUCUUCAUCACAGUCGAUGGACAACUUUAUGUUCCAGGCUGCCGUUCCAAAGACAUUCCAGCUUCAGAUGAUGUCACCUUCAGGGAGUACGAUUCCACCUAACAGUUCGGGACAGAUCACUCAAAUUAUGAGAAUCAACAACCCUACAAAGCAACUCCUGCGCAUGCGCCUCAGAUUGAACUACAGCCAUGGAGGCGUCGAGAUAAAUGAACAAAGCGAGGUUAACAACUUUCCGACCAGUGUGUGGCAGUAACGACACCUGCUGGCUUCCGAAGAGCAACUUCCGGUGUGAGAAAUGCAUUAAUUUGUCUUUACUAUUACAUCCUGUCAGCGCGAGAGGUUGAUCGCACAUUGUGGGUGUGCAGCCUGCAUGACGCGUCCUCAGCUGACCCUACGUUGUGUCCCAUUGAGGUUUUACGUACUUGACGACCUGUUGUUACGAGACACUAUACAGUCGCAUGUUGAUAAAUGGUGUUGCAAGUUGGUGAUUGAAUGGUUGUUCACUGGCAGGUGGUGGCAUGGCGGACAUAACGUCUGCAUCACGGAGGCCGUCGCCGCUCUUGAGUGGAGGCCGAUUUGUUUCUUUCCCAUGCAGAAGACGCUGUCAAAAUGUCAUGUACAUACUGGGCAAUGGCAGCAUGUGUAUCAUAGUAAUUUCUGCUUGGGGGAUAUUAAGCCAGUCACCUGGCUUGUCAUGGACAUGUCAUGUCAUGUCAUAAUCCAAUCACGGCUCUAAUUGAAGUGCAAAAAAUUUCAAAGUGUUCCCAUGAAUAGCAGUCAUUGCUUUCACUCAUUGGUUACUGUCAGUAUGUUUUUAGCUGGUGCCUGUGUAAAUACGUAGCAAAAAACUACGUAAAAGCCUACACGUGUUAUAGCGCCAUUAAAAAUACGUUAGAAUAGUACUUCAAAACAAAUCAACUAUCACAGACCAACAAAAAGCAAAGAAAAAAUAAUUGGUAAUAACCUUACUGAUAAGAGGCCUGCAGUAGUAUGAAGAAGUAUUAAAUGAGCAUACCUCGGACAGUGAUAUUUAGUUUCACCAUGCUAUAGUCUUGUUUAGAAAAUGUUCAUAAUGCCAGGACACAUCUUUAGAUAAUAAAUCAACCUUGAGCAAGCUAUCUGAAUAUUCAUAGGUAUAUAAAAAGUUGUAUAAAAUGGCAAGGUUGGUGUGAUGUGAGUUCACCCUGAACACCAUGAUAUAUAUUUAAACAUGCAAAAUUGCACGCUUACGUGAGAUAAUUAUGCUCGAAAUCGAAUGUUUACGAUGACUCCACCCUCUGCAAGUGAUUAGAAUCACUUUGGCCGUAAGUGCCAACGAGCGACUCGCUCGCAAUAUCCGUCAUUCUCGUUAGGAGCUUGGUAGGCAGCUGCUCAUCUAUUCCUAGAUCCGUUGCAACCGGCGUGUCACUAUAUGCUCUGGUGAGAUGCACCGGUCGUCUCAAGGGAAAGGUGGCAUACCGCUGUCAUAAUGUCUUGUUUUCGCUGCUCCAUUAUUUACAUUUAGGGGAUUGUAUAGCGAUAUUUUAGGCGUUGCACAGUUCUGGUUUGAAGAGGUGUGGUAUAAAAAAGGCCGUAUAUUUUUGGAGGCCUCUAAUUGGCAAGCUGCAUACGUAUAUGUAAAGAAAUGAGAGUAUGGCGGUUGUCCAGAUUUCGUAGUACACUGACAUUUGUAUUAUAUAUGAAGUAACUUGUGUUGAAUUUUUGUCUUUAUAUAAUCUAAAAAUUUGAACAUGCAUGUAUAUAUUGAUUGACAAUAAUUUCGUGACUAGACGUAGUCGCGACACUGCCCAUGGGCAGAGUGUGUCAGCUGUGGCUAAUCCUAAUAUCAUUUGCACCAGUGUAGUCACGCCUGUAUGGCUGCACAUUGCAAAACGAGUUAGUUUCAAUGAGUAAAAUAGACACCAGUUUGCUUAUUGCAGUUAAUAUCAGUAAUGAUGUGCUUGUCUGUGGAUCUAUGAACUCUUGCUUCCAAUUUUCCUUGAAUAUGAAAUCAUGUGGAUGUGUGUUGACGAUGUGAAUGUUCAAUAGGUGUGUACCCUGCUAUACCUGUGUGUGAUAAGAGCACUUGUUUCUCAUUGUUGGCGCUGUGGAGUGUCAGUGAAAUAUCUUAUUAACUGUUUAAAAUAAAUAGCAGCUAUGCUUUUAUUCGACU